AUGGGUGGUCAAUUUUUGACUCAGCGACCGGAAAAUUCGGAGUUCUGGUUGGACCCGUUAGCAAAACGGGUCCGGGUUGACCCGAAACCACCGAAAUCAACCGAUACUGAUCUGAAAAAUCCAGCGCCGUCGCCGGCCCUCCAGCCCUAUCGGAAUCUCUGCGGCGCUCCCGUCUCGGCCAAGCGCGAUGCCGUCUCGGCGGCGCUGCUCGGCAGGCGCCGGCCUCCCGUCCGCCGAUCCGCCCUCGGCGUGGUCCCUAUGGUCAUCGCUUCUACCUUCCCCCGUGCGGAAUCCCGCGGCCUUUGGUUCCGCCUUACACCGUCUGUACAGUGCGCUCCGUUCUCUCCCCGCGGGUCGGGUCGGGUCCAACCCGGCCCCGUGCGCUGGUCGGUGUCCGGAUUGACAUGUCUGACCCUGUUUGCCCAGGCGUCUGGUUCGGGUUGGCCGCAUUUCGCUCCGGGUCCCCUCACGAUUUUUUUCUCAUUUCUUUUUCUUGCCUGGCUGCGUCCCGCAUCCUGCCUUCCCCCCGUCCCCUCAACCUUCCAUCCCCUUCUGGCCCCUGUGUCCGGGCUCCCCUCCUCUGCUGCCUCACGCGCUCCCUCUGGCUCCCUCUCACCUCCCCCUCCACCACCCCCCCCCAGCCUCCCCGUUCCCUCGCCUCAAUACCCCCUUCCACCUCCUUCCCUUUCUUUUCUGCUCCCUCUACUCCCUGCAUGCCUGCCUUCACGCCUCCCCGCCUCUCCCCUGCUCUCGCCCCUCUGUUUCCCAGAACUCCCCUCUUGCGUUCCGCUCCCACCCCUUUCCACCACUCGUCCCUUUUAUUUUUUCCUUCCCACUCGUACCCUACCUCUCGGCCAUACCUCCCAACCCUUAUCCACCCCUCUCCGUGUGUUCCCCGUCUCCCCUUGCGUCUUCUUUGCUUUUCCUAGACUCCUACCCCCUUGGUCUUCUUUGCUUUGCUUCCUUCCUUCUCCGUCCUCCUUCUCCCGCUCCUCUGUUCCUUCCCUAGCCCCCUCUCUGCUCUGGCCCGCUGGAUGGCAGCGCCGCUCUCCCGGACCCUCCCUACCCCAAAAAAACACCCCCAUCUCCCUCUACUUUCUUCUCUCCUUUCUCUGGGUUCUCAUUCAUCUAAUGCCACACUCCUCCCCUCCCUCUCCUUUUGCCUCUUGCCUCUCACUUCUCCCCUCCUCUCCGCCUCCUCGCCGCUCUUCCCCCCUCUCCCUCAUUCCCCCCCGCUACCACUCCCAACCCCCAUCCCCGUCCUCCCCCGUCCGCCCCCCUCCCUAACCCCUCCCCUCCCCUUCCCCCCCUCCCCACCCGGCCCCUGUCCCCCCUCCCUCCUGUCGUCCCUCGUGCCCCAAGUUCCCUCCGCCCCCUGGCCUCCACUUCUCCCUCCCUCGCCCUACGAUUUACGGCGCGAUCCAGUCCCCGCUCGCUUACUUCGCCCAAUGGGUCCCUCUCCCCCUCCCGCUCCCUGUGCGCUCUUCCGGUGCUCUCUCGCCCUUCCGCGGUUGUGCCUCCUCUUCGGCCGGGGGCGGCCGGCCCGCCCGCACACGGCGGUCUCCGUCUCAGGCCGCCCCGGCCACUAUUGGGCUGCCCCCGCUGGUACCGCGCUCGCCGCCCGCAUCUGCGUUCGUCCGAGCGUUGAUCGUUGUCGUUGCCCACUCGCGUGCCGGCGGCGGGGCCGGCCCCGGCGUCGGCCCGCCGCGCACGGGGUGCCGCCCUCCCGCGCGGGCGCCUAGCCGAGCGUGGAUCUCAAUUGGCUGGCCCCGUGGCGCUGCCGCGGUGGCACCCACCACGCCGUCGGGGUGGGCCUGCCGCCCCCCGGAGUUGCGCUGUCCGCGCCGCUCUGACUGCCAGCGCGGGGCUUGGCCGUCGCGGUGGCCGGGAUUGCCCUCCGCCCUUCACGCCUGCUUUCUUCUCUGGUGGGGUGCGAGCCGCCGCCCUUCGCGGCGCUGGUUCUUUUUCGUUUGGUCCUAUGCGCGCGCCAGGGCGCGCUUUCCCCCUGGGUUGCGCGGCGGGCCGCGGCCCUGCUUCUUUUCUGCUUAUUCCCUCUCAAUCCGGCUCCCGCCUACUCGUUGGCUAUCUUAG
Molecule: messenger RNA, 2091 nt
Organism: Dendrobium catenatum
Lineage: Eukaryota; Viridiplantae; Streptophyta; Magnoliopsida; Asparagales; Orchidaceae
Product: proline-rich protein 36-like
Exons: 4
Source: RefSeq, a predicted model, not a curated record